GCUCCUCCCGCCGCCCCCCGCCCCAUGACGCGCGCGCCGGGCCGACCGUUGGCGGAGCGCGCGGGACGCGGCGGGGCACCGGGUGCCUCUGGGGCAGCGGCGCCGCUCUCCGGGAGGACGAGGACGAGGAGCGGGGCCCCGCGCGGCGGGAAGGGCUGGUAUGGCGGCGGGCGGAGCGGCGAGGAGGAUGUGACUCCGCGGGAAGAUGAAACCGAGCGCUGCGGAGGCCGCCGGCAAAGGAGCGCGUCCGCCAGAUGGAAUGCAAGCAAAAAGUGAAAAGAUAAGAUCUUCUCUGAAGAAUGUGAAAAAAGAUACAGGGAAGCCAGAGAAACUUAAAUAUAAGCCACUCACUGGGAAAGUGUUUUACCUCGAUAUUCCAUCAAAUGUAAUCUCUGAAAAAAUAGGAAAAGACCUCAAAGAGCUAGGAGGGAGAGUGGAGAGUUUUCUUAGUAAAGAUAUCAGCUAUCUGGUGUCUAAUAAAAAGGAGGCAAAAUUUGCACCGACUCUUGGUCAGAUUUCUCCAGUUCCUAGCCCAGAAUCUGCAGGUAAUGGAGGAAAUAGUUCACCUCAUCCUAGCAACCGAAAAGAUCGACAUGACGGAAGUUCAUUCAAGAUAGUAGAUACAGUACGUAUGAGCAGAGGAAAAUCCUUAGUUGAAAAGGCAAUCAAAGAACAGGACUUAAUCCCUUCUGGUAGUAUACUAUCCAAUGCUUUGAGCUGGGGAGUGAAGAUACUUCAUAUUGAUGAUGUUAAGAAUUACAUUGAACAAAAGAAAAAGGAGCUCUACCUAAUCAAAAGAGCAGGCAGUUCUUUAAAAGAUGUGGGAAAACAAGUUACUACUCAAAAAUCAAGAAGUAGACUGAAAAAUCCAUUUGUGAAGGUGGAAGAUAGAAGUCGCCUCUACCGGCCAUUUUAUCUGCAGUUGCCCAUUUUUCCAGUUCUGAACUACUGUGUCCCAAAACCAUAUAGUCCAUUUGAGGUGGAUAAGAAACAUCCUUCUGGUCAAAAGCAAACGCAGUCUAAGCAAAGAACCAAAAUAAAUAGUGACAAGGACUGUGGAACUCCUGUUCAGCUCCCUCAGAAGGACAAAAAAAGGAGAGGAUAUUGUGAAUGUUGUGGGAAGAAAUAUGAAGAUCUGCAAACACAUCUUGAAAGUGAACAGCACCAAAAUUUUGCACAAAGCACACAGUAUCAAGUUGUUGAUGAUAUAAUCUCAAAGUUUGUUUACGAGUUUGUCGAAUACGAAGAUGAUGAAAAAAUAAAAAGGACAAAAUGUAGUACAGGCUAUUUUUCUCCUAUUAUUGGAAAGAUAACUAGACCAGAUGAGCUGAAAGAACGGCUGAAAAAGCAACGCAUUUCCUUGAAAAGCUACUCGUGGAAGGAUACGGCAAUGCGGGCACUCAAACCAGAUCGCCAGCCUGCGGAAAUACAGCCAAAUUCUGUGCCAAUACCUGCCUCUCUUUCUGGAUCUGUUUGUUCAGUUCUUUAUUGUCACCUGGCACAACCUUCCGAACUGCAAAUUAAGUUCAGAAAUAAUGAUGAAAAUACUAAAACUGAUUGCUCCUGUGCUGCAAACUUAAGACAGACUGUUGUAUCAUCGUAUUUCAUACAACCACCCCCUCGGAAAGAUGACAAAGCAUAUACAGAGACCUUGUCUCGAGCUUAUGAGCCAUUCAGUAAAGAAAUACUGGAACCAGAAGUAAAUAAACAGAAUUCACAGUGUUUUCAGGAAGGCAGGUGUACUUUAUAUUCUCAUACUCAAGGUACAGAAUUUAGUGAAAAGGACAAAAACCUAUCACAGCCAAAACGAAAAUUAAAUAAUGCAGUAGUUCUACCAGCAAAGUGUUUGAAAAAAACAGAUGCCAAUCCUACAUUUGUCAAGAAACAUCGUGAUUUAUGUGAUAAUCAUCAACAGAUGCAGCACAAUGUAGUUCUGGAGGCCGAGGUAUCUGAUACUGCUGUAAACAAAGAACUUAAUGAAUUGGCUGCCAGCGCUGCAUCCAGUUCACCAUCUGGAAAGCUGCACAGAAAAGUAAAGCUUUACUUGGGAAGAAAUAAAAGAGAAACCCAGAAACAAAAUCUGGAGUUAUGUGUAAAGUAUACAAAUGGACUGUCUGUUCCUGAACAGAGGAGAAGCUCUUGCAGCUCCCCAGUGCAGGCCCUACUGGAGUUAUUUCAGACAAGUGAAAGAAACUCAGAAUUUGGAGGUUUUUCAGGUUACACCGAGAACAAAGGUACAACUAGCAUGAAAGAUAUAUGGGAAGGGCAGAAUGCAAAUGUUGUGUGGUCAUUAUUUUCCUCUUCAUCCUCAUCCCCGUUUGUUGGGUUUUAAUGCUGCUUUAUUUAAUAAUUUUCAAAUAAACUUGAAGAUUUUAUUCAUGGAGACUGUAAUUGCUGUAUUAUAUGUACAGGUGGUUUGGUUUUUCAAGUUUUUUAAUGCAAAAUCUUCUGUAUAUGUAAAUGUGAAAAAUAAAACUAAGGUGGGUUUUUUUUAGUUGGUUUUUGGUUUUUUUUUAGUUGGUUUUUGGUGGUUUGUUUUUCCCUUUAAAAGGUACUGUUUUAUCACAGCUAGUAAAAGGCUCUGACUCCACAUUUGGCGUUAAAUUAAUUGCAAGGCAAAACCAAUAAGCAUGAGGUAGGUGCACUUGGAUAGAAUAAUUUUGUGAAGUCAUUGAUUAUGGUACAUUCUAAAUAACCACAUUAUAGAUAACUGGAAGUUACAUUGUAAAUAAGGCAGUCCAUUACUUGCCAACUACUGAUGUUCUGUGGAGAUUUGGUUGCUUCCCUUCCUAUUCCUGCUGCUGCUUUAUUAGAGAAUGCCAAAAAAAAAAAAGUCACUUGCUUUCCUAGUAUUUCCUCUACUGAAAUUGUCUCAGGGAACCUAUGUAAUCACAAAGAAGUAGCAUUAGGAAAGCACGGAUUGUAUUUUUUGGCUACGUAUUCAGUAUUACAGCCAAUAGGAAAGCAAUUCGUGUGUGCUUUCGUUUUUCUUUAAAAAAACCCCAACACACUAACAGCAGCAGAAACACCACAAAAAACAAGCCAAUCAGUUUCUGAUUGAUUCAAGUAAUUUGUUUGAUUUUUCUUUCAGAGUAGCCAGCUGCCUGACUAGCUUACUCGGAGGCAGAGAGAAAGACACGAGUGAGAAUUGGAAAGACUUUUUUAAGACUUCAAACCUUUACCAGAGCUGAUCUCUUUCAGAAUUUCCAUAUCUGUAAAUCAGUGCAGGGCAUGAGUAUGGAAUUACAGGAGGUAAUUGCA
Molecule: messenger RNA, 3261 nt
Organism: Strigops habroptila (Kakapo)
Lineage: Eukaryota; Metazoa; Chordata; Aves; Psittaciformes; Psittacidae
Gene: DBF4
Product: DBF4 zinc finger
Exons: 13
Coding region: 206-2332 (708 amino acids)
Biological process (GO): positive regulation of nuclear cell cycle DNA replication; regulation of cell cycle phase transition
Cellular component (GO): Dbf4-dependent protein kinase complex; nucleus
Molecular function (GO): nucleic acid binding; zinc ion binding; protein serine/threonine kinase activator activity
Source: RefSeq, a predicted model, not a curated record